AUGGAGUCUUCGUCUUCGUCUUCACGAAGAUCGCUGCUACAUACGCAUACAUCUACAACCAGUCCUCAAAGAUUUCUAUCGAAGCGAAUCGAACCAGCAAUUCGAGGCAAAUCGUGUCCGAUAUGCUUGAAUCACAUCGACCAUCGCAGAGCAGCGGUGAUCACAGCCAGAGUCCAUGCCUAUUGCGUCGAUUGCAUUCGCAGAUGGAGCGAUUUGAAGCGAAACUGUCCUCUCUGCAACGCAGUCUUCGAUGCUUGGUUCUCCCAAAUCAACCUCUCCUCUCGAACCUUCCUCAAACACAAAUUACCAGAAAUCAGUGAGGAUAUUAGGAAGCUCAAUGUCGAAGUUUUGCGUAGCAGGCGAAGAGUUCUUGUUGCGGAGCGAAGGUGA
Camellia sinensis is the source of this 390-nucleotide messenger RNA. Lineage: Eukaryota; Viridiplantae; Streptophyta; Magnoliopsida; Ericales; Theaceae. The record is from RefSeq and is a predicted model, not a curated record.